AUGUCUCAAACAGAGCAGAUCUUUCCAAUGCCGCCAACCACUGUCGUUAGAGUUGGCACGCCUCGACUCGACAAAUAUCAAAGACUCAUCGCGCGACUGUAUGAGGCAAUGGUACUUCUUUGGAUCGAACAGCCCAUCCAAGGUCCACAAGUGACCAUCAAACACGAUAAUAUAAGUUUGACCGCCUCUCGCCGCCGACUCACAACAGGGCUUGCCCACUACUGUGACUGGGACAAAGGCGGUAGAGCUACGACAUCAAUUGGUAUUGAAGACUCCGAAGAAAGUUCUGUUUUCUGGGUGGCAUCAAAUCAGGGGUUUGAGCAGGGUGAGUUUACUUUGGCACAUAGGACACCGACAUUCUUGAGACAAACAUUACAACGCCUUCAAGAUGUGACACGAGAGCCAGACCCCAGUGUAGGUUGGCUGGCUGAACAGGUGAACAAUCUGGCUAGGUCCUUUGCAGCCUUUGCAGCCCCUAGGAUUAGAAAGGAAGCAAGCCUACUAUCGAGGAUGGCAACGUUGUGCAUUGAUCACUUGAAUGGAUCCGUGACUCGCCGCGGUAACGUGGCUGAUACUGAAGCGAGAAGUCUAAAACUAUGGCUGCAACGAUUCCAAUACCGAGAAGUCCUCGGAGCCUACGAUAUAUGCAUGUCAGCUUACAUAUCUCGGAACGAUCCACAAAUGGAUACACUUCUACGACUAAGUCAAGAGGCUCUUGUUGACGAAGGCAGUGAAAUGCUAGCAACAGCCUCUUAUAAUACAAGGCAUUUUGUUGGAAGGCUCGCGGAUCAUAUCCGUGUUUCGAAGCAUCUUGUUGAGGACGCUCUGCGUGUGAGACAAGUUCUUGACGUAUUUCGAGUGUCUGAAGUCCCCGCCCCAUCGGGUGCACAGCCACCAGAAAUUGAUUCCCACACCAACCUGGACAGCAUACUGGGAAGAAUGGUUUCAAACGGGGAUGAAGACUUUUCUUAUCUCCAGAAAGACCUAUCCCGCUUCAAGAAUCAUGUUGGAUUAGAAGAUCGAGUCAAAGAGCAAUUCCUCAAGCUACAGUCGAAUCCCCCGAUAGUCCACUGCGAGGUUCAAGUUCUGGAGCAUUUUCACAGAAACGGAUUGCGCUUCACGGAUGACGACCACUUUAUUGGCACUAGCAAGUUUUCUUGUUUUUGCUGUAAGCUUUACUAUCGACAUCACCCCUCGAGGCCUGUUGAACCUGAUGCUCACGAACAGAUCUACCUCAACUGGGGGCCAAUCAAUCUAGCUCAGGGAUCUCACGACACAUUGUAUCGGGAAUUGAGAGACACACUUAACCCAGUUAUUCGUGAUGUUCGAGAUGCGUUUUUCAGAGCUAUAAGAAAGAAAAAUAUCUCAGUUUUCAAUCGUCCCAAUUCGAUUACUGGCUUGACUCGCUCGGUAGAUACUCUGGUUUUUGCUGACUCGGAUAGUGAAGCAGAUUCAGAGCAGGAAGGCGGAACGGCAUUAAGCAAUGCUUGA
Molecule: messenger RNA, 1491 nt
Organism: Fusarium fujikuroi IMI 58289
Lineage: Eukaryota; Fungi; Ascomycota; Sordariomycetes; Hypocreales; Nectriaceae
Exons: 2
Coding region: 1-1491 (496 amino acids)
Source: RefSeq, a predicted model, not a curated record